UUGCAAUAGAAUUUGAUGAAGUGUAUAGAUUUAACAAAUAUGAUGGUGGUUUUAACAAAGGUAGUAAAUUAACUUUAUCACUGGCACAGCAUACAGCAAAAGAUGGAAAUGUUAGGCUGCUACUUUCAUCUUUUUCAUUUAUCCAAAAUUUGGCAUUACAAUGGGUGCAAAUCUAA
Molecule: messenger RNA, 176 nt
Organism: Funneliformis geosporum
Lineage: Eukaryota; Fungi; Glomeromycota; Glomeromycetes; Glomerales; Glomeraceae
Source: the annotation of a GenBank genome assembly